Eurypyga helias (sunbittern) is the source of this 1785-nucleotide messenger RNA. Its product is annotated as ran-binding protein 17-like. NCBI's taxonomy places the organism in Eukaryota, Metazoa, Chordata, Aves, Eurypygiformes, Eurypygidae. Gene Ontology annotation, biological process: protein export from nucleus. The record is from RefSeq and is a predicted model, not a curated record. The transcript is spliced from 14 exons. Gene Ontology annotation, cellular component: cytoplasm; nuclear pore. The annotation marks the transcript as partial. Gene Ontology annotation, molecular function: small GTPase binding; nuclear export signal receptor activity.
AUGUCUGUGGGAAUUUGUCAGUGUCAGCAGAACUCUAAUCAGGAACCUACCUGGUUUCCUGCCAGUUUACUUGCCUCCUUGGCUGCCUGCCUGAGUCUGGCAGAACUAGAAGUACUAUGUAAUCACCUGUAUGAAGGAACUGAUCCAGCACAGCGAAUGCAGGCGGAGAAAGUACUCUUGGAGCUUAUUGAUAGCCCAGAAUGUCUUAGCCAAUGCCAACUUCUAUUAGAACAAGGAACAAUGUCCUAUGCUCAGCUUCUAGCAGCAACAUGCCUGUCUAAGCUUGUAAGCAGGGCAUCUCCUUUACCUAUCGAACAAAGGAUUGACAUUCGAAACUACAUUCUGAACUAUGUAGCAUCUCAACCCAAACUGGCUCCUUUUGUCAUUCAAGCUCUUGUUCAAGUCAUUGCUAAAAUUACAAAAUUAGGAUGGUUUGAGGUACUAAAAGAUCAGCUCAUCUUCAGAGACAUUAUUGAUGAUGUAAAAAAAUUUUUGCAGGGCACUGUGGACCAUUAUAUAAUCGGAGUAAUGAUUCUCUCAGAACUGACUCAGGAAAUGAAUAUAGUUGAUUAUUCAAGACCUUCAGCAAAACAUCGUAAAAUAGCUACCUCAUUCCGUGACACCUCUCUGAAGGACAUACUGAUGCUUGCGUGCUCGCUUUUGAAGGAGCUCUUGGCAAAACCUUUAUCCCUUCAGGACCAACAGCAGCAGAGUCUAGCAAUGCAGCUUUUGAAGCUUGUACUAAACUGUCUUAAUUUUGAUUUCAUUGGAAAUUCAGCAGAUGAAUCUGCAGAUGACCUGUGCACUGUGCAGAUUCCAACGACCUGGAGAGCAAUCUUCCUGGAGCCGGGAACCUUGGACCUGUUUUUUGAUUUGUAUCAUUCCCUUCCACCACUGCUGUCUCAGUUAGCACUUUCUUGUUUAGUUCAGUUCGCUUCUGCAAGGAGAUCUUUAUUCAGCAAUCCAGAACGUGCCAAAUAUCUUAGUAAUCUAAUCAAAGGAGUGAAACAAAUACUUGAAAAUCCACAGGGUUUAUCUGAUCCGGGUAAUUACCAUGAAUUCUGUCGGUUUUUGGCUCGGCUGAAGACAAACUAUCAACUAGGAGAGCUAGUAAUGGUGAAAGAUUACCCAGAAGUCAUCCAACUUAUAGCAAAUUUUACUAUUACUAGCCUACAGCACUGGGAGUUCACUCCAAAUAGUGUUCAUUAUUUGCUAACUCUGUGGCAAAGAAUGGUAGCAUCUGUACCUUUUGUGAAAACAGCAGAACCUCACCUCUUAGACACGUAUGCACCGGAGAUAACAAAAGCUUACAUUACUUCCAGGCUGGAAUGUGUUCCUGUAGUUGUAAGAGAUGGCUCAGAAGAUCCACUGGAUGAUACAGCUACAGUUUUCCAACAGCUGGAGCAACUGUGCACAGUUAGCAGGUGUGAAUACGAAAAGAGCUGUACACUUCUUGUACAGUUGUUUGACCAAAAUGCACAAAACUACCAAAAACUAUUGCACUCUUCUAGUAGGAAUCCAUUAGAAAUCACAGUUCAGGAAGGGCGUCUGGCAUGGCUUGUCUAUUUUGUGGGUACUUUUGUGGGAGGACGAUUAACAUACACUAGUACUGACGAACAUGAUGCCAUGGAUGGAGAAUUAUCCUGUCGAGUUUUUCAGCUGAUAUCUUUGAUGGAUGCCCAGUUACCACAGUCUAGUAAUGAAAAAGUAGAACUGGCAAUUCUGUGGUUCUUGGAUCAGUUCCGUAAAACCUAUGUGGGAGACCAGCUUCAGCACACCUCAAAG